Messenger RNA from Perkinsus marinus ATCC 50983, 1215 nucleotides. RefSeq lists its product as hypothetical. NCBI's taxonomy places the organism in Eukaryota, Perkinsozoa, Perkinsida, Perkinsidae. The transcript has 4 exons. Bases 1 to 1215 code for a protein of 404 amino acids. Gene Ontology annotation, cellular component: transcription factor TFIIIB complex. Gene Ontology annotation, molecular function: TFIIIC-class transcription factor complex binding. The record is from RefSeq and is a predicted model, not a curated record. Gene Ontology annotation, biological process: RNA polymerase III preinitiation complex assembly.
AUGACCAUUGGUAUGGGCGGAGAGGUGUCUGAUGGACCUGUCGCCCACACUGUAAUGGUUGAUGAUAUUGCUAGUCCCAACCAGCAAGUUGACGACAGUCCUACUACCUCUUGUGUGGUGGUGCCUCGGGCUCAUGAUGCGGGUAUCGACCCCAUCGCGGACGUUUUUUCUAAUGCACAUGUGCCGUCUAUCUGUGGGGACCCAUCCCCUCUGAGCACCAACACUGACGUGGUGCCAAGCCAUGGUAUGACCGAGAUCGUGCUGUUGCCACCCUCCCCGAGCACUCCUGGGGAGAGUGGUAGUGAGGUUGGCAAUAAACGCCGGAGAGGUGGCCGGAAGAAGAAGAAAGCCGACAAGCCGUUGACUUCGACACAAAUCAGUCGUCGUAUUGCAAAGCGAGUUAGGACGGAGCUUGGUGUAGAGAACCCUCCAUCUAAGAGGAGUGCCAAGGGCCAUGGGUCUACUCCUAGCCAGAGUGGUGACGGUACUAUUGUGGACUUAAUUAACCGGGUAGUUGCACAGGAUACAGCUGAGGAAAAGGAGAAGAAGGGCAAGAAUGAUGGUGAAUCCCCGAAGACUCCGGCUACUCAAGCCGACGAUCUAACGCCUCUCGAUGGGGCCUUUGGCGAUCUCUUUGGUAUGGUUAGCUUCGACAAGGUUAUGAGUACCUCGAGCCCCUCCCCUACUGCUGGUGAUGGUGUGGUUCAGCAACAACUGAAGUUCGAUGAGAGUGGUAAUAUUGUUUUACAGCAGGAUGACUCUGGGUCGACUGGUGACAUAUUCGGAGAGCUCAAUAUGAUGACAACGACAGACGAAUCAGGACGGUGUGAAUACAAAGAUGCAUACAAGAGGACUCAUCGUAGCGCUUGGUCGGAUAAGGAGACCGACAAGUUUUAUGAGGCUCUGUCGAUGUAUGGUCCGGAUUUGAUGAUGAUCUCUACGGUUUUUGGCUCAACAAGGACGUCGUCUCAGCUGAAUACUAAGAUGAAGAACGAAAGCAAGCGGAAUCCUGUCCGGUUCGCCGCGGCCUGCAAUUCCAAGAAGGCUAUCACCACUGAAGCCUUUGUGAAGGACCAUGGCCCUAUCGAGCCCCCAGAGGAUCCUGCUGCACUCAUCAGCGAUAGUCGAGAACCCUACGAUGCUGAUCUUGGUUUUACUGGGACUCCUCUCCCUCCUAUGGGGGACGACAACCCUUUGCUGGAGCUCCUAGGAUAG